AUGUCCUCUUUCCGCCUUGCCAAUCUGGCCAGUCUGACCAACACCAUUCUAGGUUCCACGAGGGUCAACACAAACGCCUAUCCCAUCUACUCGGCCAACCCAUUAUUCGACUUCGCGAAGCAAGUGUUGACUGGCCUCCAGCAAACCCUAAACCCGCUUCUCGGACUUUUGCCACUGACUUCGUGCGCCAGUUCAUCAGGACCGUCCAGGCUACCGUCUCGAGCCAGCAGCCCAGUGCCUAAUGUGACGCAAGUAUGCGACACAUCGAGUUCCUCUGCCCCGUUUCUUGCACCCGUUCCGACCCCCUCGUAUGAGAGUGCUCUAGGCAAACCCUCGAAGGCCAAAGAUAAGGACAAGAAGCGAUCACAUGAGCUCCGCAAGAAACAUCGGGCAGCUGAAAAACAGCAGGGUGGCAGUGUCAACGCAAAACGACAGCAUCCCAAACUUCUGAAGCAUAUACAGAAGGCCCAACCCCACAGGACUCAAUUCAACAGCACCAAAUUCCCAAUUGCAUCUACCGGCUAUGUUGCCACUGAAGGCGGCUGUCGCAAGAAGAAGACUCAGCAGCAGCGAGGUAGUCAGACUGUUUAUCGUUUGGAGGAUAUGGUUGGGGAGCACUCGCGAUUCAAGUUUGGGUAUAAGCCAUGGGAUGGGAAAACCCCUACCCCCUUACUAGACGACAGCACUCGUGUUUUCGGACUGCUCGGCGGCAGGCCAAACGAUCCAGGCUGGGAGGCCCUGCAAAAACAGGCAGCACAAGACAUCGAGGACGCUCGGAAGCGGCUUUCUUUCCCAAAGGACAAACUCAAGCACCGUCGCAGCGCAUCUCCGGCUGCUGCUUAUGGCUUCUCCCACAGAGGAGGCCGCACCGAACCAACGCCCGUGCAACACUCUCCAGAAAAUGAGGCCAUAUUGGAAAAGCUGAUCCACUCGCUGGCCCUCUCUAGAAUUGCAAGCUUCGCAUCAGAUAUAUUUGCUACGUGGCACCCCCGUCUUUACCAGUAUUACACAGACUACCUCAAUGUUCUUCUCGAGGCCACCUCUUCCCUUUGUCGCAACUGGGAAAACAGCGUGUGGGCUGCAAUGACCAUCAAUUUCGGCCCCCGUACCGCUUGUUUCAAACACCUCGACUUCAAUAACCUUCCGUUCGGGUGGUGCUCGAUCACCGCUCUCGGAUCGUACGACUCUACGAAAGGUGGACACUUGAUCUUAUGGGACCUCCACCUCGUUGUCGAGUUUCCACCCGGCUCGACGAUAUUCAUUCCCUCUGCUGCCAUAUACCACUCAAACACGCCUGUAUGCGGCUUCGAGACUCGAUAUUCUGUCACACAGUAUACAGCAGGAGGUCUUUUCCAUUGGGUUGACUAUGGUUUCCAAACUUCACAGAACUACUUUGCUUCGCUUUCAGAGGAGGAAACUCAGAAGGAACUCGAACGUCUGGCGGAGCAGCUUGAUAUGGGUUUAUCUUUGUUCUCCACCUAUGAUGAGAUUUGCAAACGUUUGAACAUCCCCUCUGGUCUCUAG
Messenger RNA from Cyclocybe aegerita, 1524 nucleotides. The record is from the annotation of a GenBank genome assembly. NCBI's taxonomy places the organism in Eukaryota, Fungi, Basidiomycota, Agaricomycetes, Agaricales, Hemipholiotaceae.